GAAAAUUAAAUAUUCAUUGAAGAAAAGGGCAACGAGUUUUGUUCCAAAAUCAAAAUCACGAAACUGGGCAUCGGCUGUGAAAGUAAUUUUUCUUCUCUCACUAAAAUCUAUGGCUUCACCGGCAAUCUUUCUCUUAGACUGAAGGUUCCGUGGUGGGAACAAAAAUGGCCUUUUACUUAGCAAAUACCAAGCUCAUUCUUUUACCUAGAGGUUCCAAAUCAAGGUUGCUGGCUGCUGCUCUUUCAUGCCCUAAUUUUGUACCAAAUCCCUUCACAGUUUCUCAGCCUUCCACUGCAAGGAGACAUAAGAGGCUGGUGUGGUCACUUAGAAGCGCAGCUGAUGGUAAUCGGCUGAACUCAAAUGAGUCCGGUGGAGGGACGACUAGGCUUAUUAGGACUAUCCGAGCGUUUCAGUUGAAGCUAACUGCGCGACUAAGAGAGCUAACGAGAGACCUGCCUGCCAAGCUAUUCUCUUUCUUGGUGGGGUUCUAUUGUGCCACUGCUUUCGCAACUGUAAUAGGGCAGACCGGUGAUUGGGAUGUUCUCUCGGCUGCUUUGACCGUGGCUGUGGUGGAGGGGAUUGGGGCUCUCAUGUACAAGGCCUCUCUUCCUUUGGUUGGCAAUGUGAAGAAGGUGAUCAUCAUAUCUAAUUAUUGGAAGGCUGGCCUCUCACUUGGCUUAUUUCUCGAUUCGUUCAAGUAUUAGGCUUGAUAGGCGAUGGAACAGCCUGUAUUUCGUGCAUCCUAAACCCGACAUCACAAAGUUAGAAAAUCAAUGCUGAGAGAUGGAGGAUGAGCUUCAGGUUUGCUUCUCCUUGCCUGCAUUACUUGUUUGUGGAUUGUUUGGUUCAACGUCUCAUCUGUUUCGGGGUAUAAGUAGAUAUUAUAGGGAAAGAAUGAUAUGUAGUAUAUUUAUUUUAUUGUACUUGGUCUACCCAAUGAGCAACUUGUUUGUAAAUGAUAGGAAAUUACAGCAGAAACCAUGAUGUUGUGCUUCUCCGGUUCAUACGGUCACGGAGCAAGAAAAGGAGACGAUGACCUAGCUAAGUGAUGUAAUUUUGCAACUCCUUUGUAUUACAUUUGUUCUUUAUAAGAAGGAAGGCAUUUGUGUAUUGCCUAGUUUAUUUACA
Molecule: messenger RNA, 1128 nt
Organism: Salvia hispanica
Lineage: Eukaryota; Viridiplantae; Streptophyta; Magnoliopsida; Lamiales; Lamiaceae
Product: YCF20-like protein (DUF565)
Source: RefSeq, a predicted model, not a curated record